Messenger RNA from Fusarium tjaetaba, 840 nucleotides. RefSeq lists its product as uncharacterized. Bases 1 to 840 code for a protein of 279 amino acids. The record is from RefSeq and is a predicted model, not a curated record. NCBI's taxonomy places the organism in Eukaryota, Fungi, Ascomycota, Sordariomycetes, Hypocreales, Nectriaceae. The transcript is spliced from 2 exons.
AUGGCCAUGAACAAACUUGUUGUCGCGCUUGGGCUCUUCAUGAGUGCCAGCGCACUGCAAAUGAUGAAGCCAAAAGACGUUGAUAGUCUGAAACCUUCUGUCAGUAAAGCCUGCAAGCAGGUAUUGACAGCAGAAGUCGAUUGCGACGAAUACCUCAGGGAUUUGACCGAUCAAGAUAUGUUCCGGGGCGAAACAGAUGAAGAUAUGGAGAUGGCUCCGACGAUCUGCAACAAACAAUGCUCCGACUCCUUCCAAUCAUGGUAUCAAAAGCUCAUCAAGGAAUGUGCCGGGGAAGAUGUCGGGUCCGAAUAUUACCCACCCAACCUUUUCAUAUACAGCGGUAAUGUCACGUCGAGUAGCUGGAAUCAGACAUGUGCAAAGGAUCCGAAAACGGGUCGAUUCUGUGGCGAAACCUUGGACGAAUUCCCUGAUCGCGAUGAUGGCGAGGAAAUGCCCCUUGACGAGCUCUGCCAUCCCUGUUACGUCACGCUAAUUGAAAUGAGGUCAAAUUCCUGGGCAUGGCCAACGCCGACGAAUCCAGCAGGAGACUAUUGGAAUAAACAACUCAAGCUGGUCAGAGAGAAGUGCAACGCCUCAGGAGGGUUGAAGGAAGAUUCCUCAUCCAAGGGGGAAACGACCUCGGUUACUCCUCACAAGACUGCCGGCGCGGACGUGUCAAGUUUGAGCACUAGCCCAACAGCAAGUACUUCUUCCAUAGAGACUGCGGUGUCAGGAAGUGCUACUUCAGAGAGCACCCCAGGGGAGGCUAUGGCAAGCAAGCAAAUUUGCAGUUAUUGGUACGCACUGCUUAUGCUGGGUAUGGGUGUCAUUAUGUUUUAG